CUCUUAUGUUCCCAUGCCCACGAAACAAAUGCGACCGCUCUUCUUCUCCCCUCCUCGCUGCUCGCGACUUCGCGUGCGCCAUUGAGAAUCCACUGUUGCAGCUUCGUUCCCGCGGCGGAAAGAAAGAAAAGUGAAGCGGAAAGCUGUUUGCAUUCUCCGCUUACUUCUCCUCCACUCUUUCCCCUUUCUGCUCCAAUCAAGAGGCGAAAUCUACCGAAAAGACGCCAUUUUUCUGUGCCCUUGGUGCUCGUGCGCAGGCGUUGACUCUUCUGGGAGGCCUCUGAAGUCAUGCUUGAUCCACCAUGGCGACCUCCAAUCACGGACCACUCAAGCCGGAGACUUUGCUAUUGUAGUAUCUGGAAUGUAGCUGCUUUCCUCUUUUUUUCCUUCAUCAUUGGAACCGCCUAUAUUGCAACUGAUUAUAAGGAGAAAAUGAUAGCUGGUUCACUAACUGGCUUUGCAAACAUCACCCAAAGCUUUUCAAGGAAGAGUACAUUCAACUUGGAGUCCACUCAAUCUGACUUAUGCAAGAGUCCUUGUAAGGCAUCAGGGUCUGAACCACUUCCCAAAGGAAUUAUUAGCCGGACAUCAGACAUGGAAAUGGUGCCUCUUUGGGGUGCUCCAAAAAAAAAGAAAAUUACAAGUUCACAGAAGAAUUUAUUGGCAAUGGCAGUUGGUAUAAAGCAAAAAGAAAUUGUGGAUAAAAUCGUAAUGAAGUUUGCUUCGUCUAACUGCAUGGUAAUGCUCUUUCACUAUGAUGGUAUUGUUGACAAAUGGAAAGAUCUACAAUGGAGUGACAGUGCUUUGCAUAUUUCUGCAAUGAAUCAAACAAAAUGGUGGUUUGCAAAACGCUUCUUACAUCCAGACAUGGUUGCACCAUACAAGUACAUAUUCUUAUGGGAUGAGGACCUCGGAGUGGAAAAUUUUCAUCCUGAAAGAUAUUUGACAAUUGUGGAGAGGGAAGGCUUGGAGAUAUCGCAACCUGCUCUUGAUCCUGCAAAAUCAUCUAGAGUUCACCACCAAAUUACUGCACGUCAGAGUCAUGGAGAUAUACACAGAAGAAUCUUCAAGUUAAAUGGCGGAGGAAGAUGCUACAGGAACAGUACUGCCCCACCUUGUACUGGGUGGAUAGAAAUGAUGGCUCCUGUUUUCUCUCGGGCUUCUUGGCGUUGUGUGUGGCAUAUGAUACAAAGUGACUUGAUUCAUGCUUGGGGUUUGGAUUUGAAACUUGGUUAUUGUGCUCAGGGUGACCGGAUCAAAAAUAUCGGAGUGGUGGAUGGUGAAUACAUAGUUCACAAGGCACUUCCUACGCUUGGUGGGCUUGACAAGAAAGAGAUAUCCCCUGGUAAACCUACAACUAACGAUAGAUUCGCAGUAAGAAUACGAUCGUCUAUCGAAUUGAAGAUCUUUAAAGAGCGAUGGAGAGAAGCUGUAACAGAAGAUAAUUGCUGGACGGAUCCAUACCGUGAAUGAACCUGCUAAACCAAGGACAUAGAAGUUAGUUUUCAUAUAUCUUGACUCGAGCAAAAUUUGGAACAAAAUCAUCUGCAUAGGAGUAUACCAACAAAUUCUUUAUCGUCACAUUUGCGGCAUUAAAAUUGCUGUACAGUUUUUUAUAUCAACUACAUGACAAUCGAAAUACAACGAUAGAUACAUAUAUAUGAUCCCGCUUAAUCGUUGUUGAGUUGAUACAAAACGAAUUUAUCUUGUACUUAUGGCUUUUACAUUCAUAAUUGAUGGUGUCGUUUUUUGUUUGCA
This is a messenger RNA of Zingiber officinale, 1758 nucleotides long. RefSeq lists its product as uncharacterized. NCBI's taxonomy places the organism in Eukaryota, Viridiplantae, Streptophyta, Magnoliopsida, Zingiberales, Zingiberaceae. The transcript has 14 exons. The record is from RefSeq and is a predicted model, not a curated record. The coding region runs from base 289 to 1473 and encodes 394 amino acids.